This is a messenger RNA of Leucoraja erinaceus (little skate), 3211 nucleotides long. RefSeq names its product zinc finger protein 271-like. Lineage: Eukaryota; Metazoa; Chordata; Chondrichthyes; Rajiformes; Rajidae. Bases 37 to 1761 code for a protein of 574 amino acids. Gene Ontology annotation, molecular function: DNA-binding transcription factor activity, RNA polymerase II-specific; RNA polymerase II cis-regulatory region sequence-specific DNA binding. Gene Ontology annotation, cellular component: nucleus. The transcript has a single exon. Gene Ontology annotation, biological process: regulation of transcription by RNA polymerase II. The record is from RefSeq and is a predicted model, not a curated record.
CCCUUCUGUUGUACUGCAGUUACGAGGUGGGCUUCGAUGGAGGACCACAUGGCGGGGCACAACAAGGAGAAGCGUUAUGAGUGUGACGUGUGUGGCAAGGCCUGGCUGAGCCCGAGCCAGCUGGAGACCCACCGGAGGGUGCACACGGGAGAACGGCCCUUCGACUGCUCGGAGUGCGGCAAGAACUUUGCCCGCUAUGACAAACUGGUGCAGCACAACCGCGUGCACACAGGCGAGAGGCCGUUCACCUGCUCCGACUGCAACAAGAGCUUCAAGACUGCGCAGGUCCUGAAGAUGCACCGACGGGUGCACACGGGCGAGAAGUCCUAUGGCUGCUCCACCUGCGGCAAGAGCUUUACCCGGUUGUCGGGGCUGCAGGUGCACCGGCGGGUGCACAGCAAUGAGCGGCCCUUCACCUGCUCCGACUGCGGCAAAGGCUUCAAGUCAUCGACAGACCUGAAGGUGCACAGACGCCGGCACACCGGGGAGCGGCCCUACACCUGCAGCGACUGCGGCAAGGGCUUCACCCAGUCCCACAGCCUUCUGAUGCACCGGCGCACCCACACCGGGGAGCGGCCCUUCACCUGCAGCGACUGCGGCAAAGGCUUCAAGUCAUCCAAGGACCUGAAGGUGCACAGGCGCAUGCACACCGGGGAGCGGCCCUACACCUGCAGCGACUGCGGCAAGGGCUUCACCCGCUCCAGCAACCUGCUGGUGCACCAGCGCACCCACACCGGCGAGCGCCCCUACACCUGCGCCCAGUGCGGCAAGGGCUUCACCCAGUCCAGCAACCUGCUGAAGCACCAGCGCACCCACACCGGCGAGCGCCCCUACAUCUGCGCCCAGUGCGGCAAGGGCUUCACCCAGUCCAGCAACCUGCUGGAGCACCAGCGCAUCCACACCGGCGAGCGUCCCUACACCUGUGCCCAGUGCGGCAAGGGCUUCACCCGCUCCACCUACCUGCUGGUGCACCAGCGCACCCACACCGGCGAGCGUCCCUACACCUGCUCCCAGUGCGGCAAGGGCUUCACCCACUCCAGCAACCUGCUGAAGCACCAGCGCACCCACACCGGCGAGCGCCCUUACACCUGCCUCCAGUGCGGCAAGGGCUUCAGUCACUCCAGUGACUUGCUGGUGCACCAGCGCAUCCACACCAGCGAGCGUCCCUACACCUGCAGCGACUGCGGCAAGGGCUUCACCCAGUCCAGCAGCCUGCUGGUGCACCAGCGCAUCCACACCGGCGAGCGUCCCUACACCUGCGCCCAGUGCGGCAAGGGCUUCACCCAGUCCAGUGACCUGCUGGUGCACCAGCGCAUCCACACCGGCGAGCGCCCCUACACCUGCGCCCAGUGCGGCAAGGGCUUCACCCAGUCCAGUGACCUGCUGGUGCACCAGCGCAUCCACACCGGCGAGCGUCCCUACACCUGCGCCCAGUGCGGCAAGGACUUCUCCUGCUCCUCCAGGCUGAUGUCCCACCAGCACACCCACACCGGCGACCGUCCUGUCCCCAACCCGGUGUGUGGAGAGCGCUUUACCAUGGCCUCCCACGCCCUGUCUCACCAGAGCGUGCAUACCAGUGGCCAGCCCUACAUCUGCCCAUACUGCGGUGAGGCGUUUGACAGCUCGCGGGGGUUGCGGCAGCACCGGCGGGCCCAUGCCGGCGAGCUGCAGCUCCCACUGCGGCAAGAGUUUCAAGAGCGCAGGGGGGCUGCGGGAGCACUAGCGGGUACACACCGGAGAGAGACCCUUUGUGUGCGCUGAGUGUGUCAAGGGUUUCACCCACAUGUCCAGCCUGUAGCAGUACCGGAGUACCCACAGCGGUGAGUGUCCCUUCCCCUGCCCGUCCUGUGAUAAGAGUUUCAUCCGCAUUCACCACCUGCUGGAGCACUGGCGAGUCCACACCGACCAGCACCCCUUCACCUGCCCGGUCUGUGCCAAGGUCUUUUUCCGCUCCUCCAGCAUGCUGGCACACCGCCACGUGGAUAGGUAGGCACUGGCGGGUUUGGGUUCAGAUUUAUUAACAAUUGCAACAAUUGUGGAAGCUCUCACAUUGGUAAACAGGAGAAAUCACUGGCUUUUGGAAAGAUUUGCCAUGGUUGCAAACGCAUAGACCAUUUCUGGAAGUGCUCCAGCACCAGCGAGUCAAAACAAACUGUGCUACACUCUGAGCUUUCACACUACUUAUCUGACGCUGCUACUGAAAACAUGUCCCACAUAGUUCACCUUGCCUUCAGUGGACGGAGUCUAUCUCAAAACAUAUUCUGUCCGAGACCAACUUCAGAUACAGAGAUCCCGUGGUCACGUUAAAGAUAAACCAUGUGACUGUUGUUACAAACAGGUGCAAGAUGCAAUGUGAUGUCUCAAGCUGAGUUUGCAGGACUUUGUAAAGCAGAGAAAUGAAACACGUGAUGCAACCCUUCUAGAAUAUGGGGGGAGCGAGUUGCUUCCCAUCGCAGUGGUGGAGCUGCAGUAACACUAUAACUAUGGUGACCCCAUACUUCACUACCAUAAAGCAAAAUAGGCUGGAUUACAGUCAAAUAUUUUAAGCCAGAUUUUAAUUGGAAUUUGUAUGUUGUAGAAUCUUCUUUUUAUUGCAUACAGAGCUCUUCGAGCUUUCUCUUUUAGUGCAUUCACUGUCAUAUUGAAGCUCCCUGAUGCUGCAACAGUUAGACCAAGGUAAGUAUAGCUCAUAGUGUGUUCGAUAACAAUACCAUUGAGAGUAAAUUUGUAUUUAUCUUCCUGACAUCUGGGUCUUUUCUGAAAAAUCAUGAUGUUGGUUUUCUUUAGAUUUACUGCCAGGGCCCAAUUUUGGCAGUACUCAUCAAGUAGGUCCAACUGUUGCUGCAGCCCCUGUUCAGUGGGCGACAGCAGAACCAAGUAAUCCGCAUAAAACAGGGAUUUAACCUCUCCGUCCAGAAGACAGAGGCCCGGCGCUGUGCUCUGGUCCAACUUUACUGCCAAAUUGUUGAUAUAUACAUUAAACAGUGUCGGGCUCAGAUUGCAGCCUUGUCGGACACCUCUUCUCUGGGCGAAGAGAUAAGUACGUUUGUCCCCAAUUUUAAUGCCACAUUUAUUAUUCAGAUACAUUGAUUUGAUAAGGUCAUAUACCUUAUACCUAUACCACAACAGAGGUGUUUGUAAUAGAGCCCUUCAUGCCAAAUGGAGUCAAAUGCUUUCUCAAAGUCAAUAAAACAGGCAAAUAUUUUCCCAA